AUGAAAGACUCGGUGCGGUUGGUCUCGGGGUCCGGUCUGUGUUCAGGAUCAGUGCAGAUCUGGGACGGGUCCUGGACCGGGGUCUGUGACGGGGACUUGGACCAGCGGGGGGCAGAGGUGCUGUGCAGGGAGCUGGACUGUGGGGCUCCUUCUCUCCUCCAGGGGGCGCUCUCUCCUCUGGGGCAGACGUUCCACUGUGAGGGCCAUGAGUCUGCUCUGAUGGACUGUCCCCGCUCCAACUCAAGCACCUGCUCCUCUGGAGCCACUGUCAACCUCACCUGCUCAGAGCCUCUCAGGCUGGUGGGAGGAGCCAGUCGUUGUGCUGGGACUGUGGAGGUGAAACACAGAGGAGAGUGGAGACGAGUGGUGGAUUCCUCUCAUCUCUGGGACCAGGAGGCCACAGAUGCUGUGUGCAGACACCUGGACUGUGGCUCUGCUGUUUAUGGAGAACAGGGAGAUUUUCCAGAGAGUCGUGUGUGGGAGGUCACAUCUGACUGUGUGAAAAAGUCUUCAGUGAGAGAAUGUGUCUCUGGUUCAUCCUCCUCCUCAGAUGGUCUGCAGGUGAAGUGUUCAGAGUCAGACUCAGACCUGAUCAUCAGAGUCGUGGUGAUUCUUCUGUUGAUGCUCCUGUUCACCCUCCCAAUGUACUACUACUGCAAGGCCCGGGCCAGAAGGGGCGCUAGAGAGAGGACCUCAGACGACCUGGAGUUACACCGGGGCAGAUCCAUGUGAGACCCGGACUUAGACCGGGUCAGAUCCAUGUGAGACCUGGACUUAGACCGGGUCAGAUCCAUGUGAGACCCGAUUUAGACUGGUUCAGAUCCAUGUGAGACCUGUGAGCUCCUGGAUGUUUAAUACAUUUGUGUAAAUACAGAAUGACUUUAAUCAUUUUACAUCUUCUGAUAUGUUUACUCACACCCUAGGGUCAGUCACAUUGUGCGGUCAGUCAUACUCUAGGGUCAGUCACACUCUAGGGUCAGUCACACCCUAGGGUCAGUCACAUUGUGGGGUCAAUCAUACUCUAGGGUCAGUCACACCCUAGCGUCAGUCACAUUGUGGGGUCAGUCACACUCUAGAUUCAGUCACACUCUAGGGUCAGUCACACUCUAGGGUCAGUCACACUCUAGAUUCAGUCACACUCUAGGGUCAGUCACACUCUAGGGUCAGUCACACUCUAGGGUCAGUCACAUUGUGGGGUCAGUCACACUCUAGAUUCAGUCACACCCUAGGGUCAGUCACACCCUAGGGUCAGACACACUCUAGGGUCAGUCACACUCUAGGAUCAGUCACACCCUAGGGUCAGUCACAUUGUGGGGUCAAUCAUACUCUAGAUUCAGUCACACUCUAGGGUCAGUCACACUCUAGGGUCAGUCACACUCUAGGGUCAGUCACACUCUAGGGUCAGUCACACCCUAGGGUCAGUCACAUUGUGGGGUCAAUCAUACUCUAGGGUCAGUCACACCCUAGCGUCAGUCACAUUGUGGGGUCAGUCACACUCUAGAUUCAGUCACACUCUAGGGUCAGUCACACUCUAGGGUCAGUCACAUUGUGGGGUCAGUCACACUCUGGG
Molecule: messenger RNA, 1570 nt
Organism: Boleophthalmus pectinirostris (great blue-spotted mudskipper)
Lineage: Eukaryota; Metazoa; Chordata; Actinopteri; Gobiiformes; Gobiidae
Product: scavenger receptor cysteine-rich domain-containing protein SCART1-like
Exons: 5
Coding region: 1-732 (243 amino acids)
Cellular component (GO): membrane
Source: RefSeq, a predicted model, not a curated record